Caenorhabditis angaria is the source of this 1272-nucleotide messenger RNA. Lineage: Eukaryota; Metazoa; Nematoda; Chromadorea; Rhabditida; Rhabditidae. The record is from the annotation of a GenBank genome assembly.
AUGGUAAGCCUAAAUUUUCAGAUUUUCAGAGAUAUUGUUUUUGCAGAAAUCUCAAAUUCUCUUCACACUCGUCAUUUUUGUUAGUACUGGAGCUCUGGGAACAACAUUACCCUCAAGUAAGUUUCGGAUCCAUUUCAAGACUCAUAUUUAAAAAACACAAAUUUAAAGUAAUUCGAAAUGCCAAAUGGGAAUGUGGAGCUGAUGAUAUCUCAAAAUUUCUAGCUGAACUUCAAGUUAAAGGAAGUUGUCCAGAAUUACGAGAUGAUAUAAAUAGUUGCUGCUUGAAUCACGACAAAUGUUACGAUGAUAAAAAGGGUCAAGAAUAUUGUGAUGAUAUAUUCUGUAAUUGUAUGGAAGUUCGAACUCGACCAUCCAAGGAAUGUAAUACUGUAACUUCGCCAGCGUUUUGUAGCGCAGUUCACUUUUUUGGGCAAACUGCUUAUGAAAAAGGAAAAUAAUUGAUUUUUUAGUUUUUUUGGGAAUAAAUCAUAUUUUCAUUUGAGUCGUUUAAUUUUAUUGAAAACCAAGCUCGCAAUUUAUGCAGACCAUAAUAACCAGAAAAUAAAUCAUGUGUGCGAUAGAGCAGACUUGAUUAACCAAGUCCGCAGUUGUCUAUGUUCUUGAAAAACACACAUGCGCUCUAAUGAGAAUUGAGAAAAUUUCGUAAAGAUUCAAACUUAUGAAUUUUCCAUCGAUUUGCUUCUUCUUGUUUUGCAAAUAUAAUCGAAUCAUGGUUCCAAAUAUUCUCCAGAAUUUGUAUAUUUAAAACAAUCUAUUGGAAAAAUUUCCAUUUCUGCUUAGCGUUUUUCUCACAUGGUAAGCCUAAAUUUUCAGAUUUUCAGAGAUAUUGUUUUUGCAGAAAUCUCAAAUUCUUUUCACACUCGUCAUUUUUGUUACCACUGGAGCUCUGGGAACAACAUUACCGCCAAGUAAGUUUGGGAUGCUUUUCAAGACUCAUAUUUUUGAAAAAAAAAUUUUGAAGUUAUUCGAAAUGCAAACUGGGAAUGUGGAGCUGAUGAUGUCUCAAAAUAUCUAGCUGAACUUCAAGUUAAAGGAAGUUGUCCAGAAUUACGAGAUGAGAUAAAUAGUUGCUGUUUGAAUCACGACAAAUGCUAUGCGGAUAGAAAAGGCCAAAAAUACUGUGAUGAUAUUUUCUGCAACUGUAUGGAAGUUCGAACUCGAUCAUCCAAGGAAUGUCAUGAUAAAACUUCGCCAGCGUUUUGCAAAGUAGUUCAAAUUUUCGGACACACUUCCUAUGAACAAGGAAAAUAA